AUGUCUCGACAACUUGGUAGAGUAGUUUCGCAAAUUUUGAAUAGAUAUUUUGGAGAGAUCGUCGAGAAAGUGGGAAACGAUCUGUUCAUGUAUGGUUCUAAACCCAUGGGUAUGAUAAUAAAGAGUACUGGAUUACCUCGGACACAGGUCAUCGAGAGUUUGAGAACACUUCUCAAAUUCGAUCUAGCUACAUUUGAAGCUAAAGAUGUGAUUGUCGAUUAUAAAUUGCUGCCGGAUAAUAUAUUACUACUCAUACGAUAUCCAAGAUAUCUUUUGCAAAUGAAAACCAAGUAUGGGAGUGAGGCUGAAAUGUUGGUCGAGGAAUUAUUACAACAGGCAUCCUGUACUGCAACGGUGCUAAUAGUUAGCGUCAUGAACAAAUAUAAAGAUGAUAAGGAAAAGAAUUUAAAUAUAGUUAAAUUGAAAGAUACUUUUAUCAGUUUGGCAACUGCGGGUUACAUUCAGCAAGCUCCAGUAGCAGAAAGUAACAGUGAAAUACCUAUCUUAGUACCAGUAGCGACGAUAGUCCCAGAUUUAGAUGUUAGAGAAUUAAUUAAUGCUAUGAAUACCAAUCUCAACAAUGUUAGUGACAAUAUCUACUGGAAAGUAAACUAUGAUAGAUUCCAUCUUGAUUUCCGAGAUGAAGUUAUGAUAAAGGCGGUCACACGGCGUAUUGACGAUAAUGCGGGUGAACUAUUAAAGUUGAUGUUAGAACAGAUGUAUCUAUCAUCAUCAUCAUGGGCAUCAGAUUCAUCACCAGUACCUCUCACUGAUUUGAAAGAUGGAUGCCAGAGAAUUAGUGAUAAUAUGAAAAACCAUGUCGAACAAUAUUUGAGAGUUAUUGAGGAGAGUACAGCCUUCAUUCGUCGUACAGGCGACGCCGGGGGCGGACAAUAUAGUGUGAGAAUACAACAUGCUUUGAUACAACUUGUAGAAGCUCUGUGUGAUCAUACAGUCACUGAAAGACUUGGGGGGAAAGCGGCUAGGAUAUUUAGAUUGAUAAGAUCCAAAAAGUACAUAGAAGAGGAUGAUAUACAAAAGAAUGCCAUGUUACCUAACAAGGAGUGUAAAGAACUGACUUACAAACUGUUGGAGGAACAUUUUAUUAGUGUUCAGCCCAUGAGAAAAGCAGCUUCAGCGGGCGGUAUGGCCAAAGCAAUAUAUUUGUACCACGUCAAGCUACACGACGUCGCUCACGUGAUUCGUGAUAUGUGUUAUCGUUCUCUCCACAACGUGAUGUCUGUGUCGCGUCACACGCGCGUCCUGAACGCUCGUUUGUUGGACAAAAAACGCCGCGUGCGAACGAUCGUGCAUGGAAUGAGGCUUAGAGGGGAACCUCAGCAGAAUAUUGACGAUGUAAGAUAUAUAUUUUGUAUUUAUAUAUUGAGAGGAGCUUGGACAGUGGAGGUGUUGGACACCCUGACUCCACCGGAAGUGACGUCAUCAGCGGAAGCGGAGCGUCGCCUGAACACACUCGCGGCCUCCGAGCUACAUCUAGACAGAGAACUGUUCAUACUCACAAGCUACUUCACUUACCAGAGAUGA
Messenger RNA from Danaus chrysippus (African queen), 1545 nucleotides. NCBI's taxonomy places the organism in Eukaryota, Metazoa, Arthropoda, Insecta, Lepidoptera, Nymphalidae. The record is from the annotation of a GenBank genome assembly.